Molecule: messenger RNA, 1347 nt
Organism: Vigna umbellata (rice bean)
Lineage: Eukaryota; Viridiplantae; Streptophyta; Magnoliopsida; Fabales; Fabaceae
Source: RefSeq, a predicted model, not a curated record
GCAUGCUAGAUUAGUGAUAGUCUUACAAUUGGAAAUAUGACUGCAGUAGUUAGAUUAUUAUAAUUAUUUUUUUUAUGUGAAGAGAAUUGCAUGGUCUGUAUUCUAAAGAAAUAUUUUAGAUGGCAUUCAAUCGUAGAGCUUAUUUAUCUGUUAAUCGAGACCUCACUUUUAUAUACCAGAUGGGUUUGGGAAGAGGGUUAAUAAAAUGUAGAAGUCAGUUGCUUUUAAUAUCUUUUUUUAAAUAAUUACAUUGCUCAUACUUAAUUAUCGUUUUAAGUGAGUCUUUUUCCUUCAUUUUUCACAAGUUUGAUAUAGAAAAUUUCAGUAGCUUAAUUUCCUCUCGUUUUUUUCUUGGGUACGCAUUCUUUAUUCUUUGAGUUUGAGUUUAGAUGGUUUUUUUAAAAGCUUUUGAAAUUUUAAGACAUGUCUGUUCUAAUGCUUUUUCUUGUGGUGUAUGCUUGCAAGCAGCUGCCUCCAGCACAAUUGGAGAAUGCAUUAAAUAGAAUUUCAGCCUUGAAGGCACCAUUGAUUGCACAUGCUAGCCAGCCAGAUAUACAAUCCAAACUUCCGAGGGCUAUGCUAGUUGUUCUUGGAAUUGCAUCCGAUUCUCAAGUCUCAUCAAGUCAAGCACAAACUACUCAGACACAGAUUACUCAGACACAGAUUACUCAGACACAAACUAGUCAGACACAGACUACUCAGACACAAACUAGUCAGACACAGACUACUCAGACACAAACUAGUCAAACACAUACUACUCAGACACAAACUAGUCAAACACAGACUGGUGAGACAAGCAACUCAGACAAGGACACAGUAACAGAGAAAUCUAAAGAAUCAUCUACCGCGAGCUAAAAUAUAAGCAACCAUGAUGAUGUGGUGGAAUUUACUAUUCAACUGCGAGUCUCAGGUUGAAUUAGCCUAGACCUGACCGAGACUAACCGCAAUCAGCUCUGACCGACAGAGGAAUAAGGAGCUAAUACUGAUAAUUCAACACAUUCAGAUAGCUAAAUAGUUGGGCUGUGCUCAGGGUUUUUGUGCCCUUCACUGUACCUUGGCAUUAGGCAACAACCCAGCCUGUACAUGUAUAUAGAUGGAAUAAUGUGUAUUGGAAUGGAAUGGUUCCUAUUUUGGCCCCAAUUUUAUUUUAUUUACUGUUUGAACAUAAUGUGUUCCUAUUAAAAUGUGUAUAUACACGUUGAUUUUCCCCAGUGGAAACUAUUUUAGCGUUUGUCUUGCGCAUCUGUAUCUCUGAUUAAGACAAGGAUCAGAGAAUCUUUACACAUACUCUACUUUUUUAGAUUUGCUUUUUAAAUUGUGUUGAGUUACUUCGAUCUCUAAUUUAUU